Aspergillus alliaceus is the source of this 816-nucleotide messenger RNA. RefSeq names its product ubiquitin-like protein HUB1. NCBI's taxonomy places the organism in Eukaryota, Fungi, Ascomycota, Eurotiomycetes, Eurotiales, Aspergillaceae. Gene Ontology annotation, biological process: protein modification process; mRNA splicing, via spliceosome. Gene Ontology annotation, cellular component: cytoplasm; nucleus. The record is from RefSeq and is a predicted model, not a curated record. Gene Ontology annotation, molecular function: protein tag activity. Bases 73 to 651 code for a protein of 192 amino acids. The transcript has 4 exons.
CCAUCGCUGUGAGCGUCACCCCGGUGAGCGUCACCCCGAUCGCUUAACCGCACUGCCUUACGUCUUUUGGUCAUGGGGGAGCGUUCAAGAAGCAGGUCUCCAGGACGGAGACUUGAUAGGGAGAGGUCUGACAGAGAAAGGCCAAGAAAAAGUGGCGGAGGUUUUCGCUGGAAGGAGAAACGACGCGACGGCGACAGCAGAAACGAUACAGAUGAACGCAAACUAAAUCGAGGAUACAGAGAUAGAGAGGACCGGGAAAGGUCUCCGCGAAAAGAUAGAGAUACAUAUCGGUAUGAGGACAGGAACAAGGAUAGCGAUCGUGAACGAAGGGGUCCUGAGAGCGAUGAGAGAGUUGGACGGGACAAGAAGAAGAAAGAGAAGGAGAAGAAGUCCGCCGCACCUCAAUCUUCAGAGCCUAUGAUUAUUGUGCAUGUGAACGAUCGACUUGGGUCAAAGGCUUCAAUCCCUUGUCUUGCAUCGGAUCCUAUCAAGCUCUUCAAGGCGCAGGUUGCCGCACGUAUCGGGCGUGAGCCGCAUGAGAUCCUCCUUAAGCGCCAAGGGGAGCGUCCUUUCAAGGAUUUCUUAACCCUGGCUGAUUACAGUAUAUCAUCAGGAAGUCAGCUUGACCUAGAGGUCGGCACUGGUGAAUGAAUCAAAUUGGAGACUAUACAGCUUUAGGUUCCUGUGAGCAAAUUCCCUCCCGAAGUCUUCCAUUUGGCGUAUGAGGACAUCGAGACAGGCGACUCAACUUGUAUCAUUGUACCUCUGCAUGACUUGCAUUCCUUUCUAAUAUGCUUUACCUGCUACCGAGCGAAA